Molecule: messenger RNA, 376 nt
Organism: Sinocyclocheilus rhinocerous
Lineage: Eukaryota; Metazoa; Chordata; Actinopteri; Cypriniformes; Cyprinidae
Product: myoglobin-like
Exons: 2
Coding region: 4-369 (121 amino acids)
Biological process (GO): oxygen transport
Cellular component (GO): extracellular exosome
Molecular function (GO): heme binding; oxygen binding
Source: RefSeq, a predicted model, not a curated record
ACGAUGGCCGAUCACGACCUGGUUCUGAAAUGCUGGGGGGGCAUCGAGGCCGACUUCGAGGGUCACGGAGGAGAAGUUCUGACCCGUUUGUUUAAGGAGCAUCCGGAGACUCAGAAGCUGUUCCCAAAGUUCGUGGGCAUCGCUCAGUCUGAUCUGGCGGGAAACGCGGCGGUGGCGGCCCACGGCGCAACCGUGCUGAAGAAGCUGGGUGAGCUGCUGAAGGCCAGAGGAGAUCACGCCGCCGUCCUCAAACCGUUGGCCACCACACACGCCAACACGCACAAGAUCGCCCUCAACAACUUCAGGGUAACAUGGGACACUUUCAGUCACAGUCUGACCUUCAUUUCUGACUUCUGUUUCCAAACCUAGUGAAUGG